Molecule: messenger RNA, 4619 nt
Organism: Ostrea edulis (European flat oyster)
Lineage: Eukaryota; Metazoa; Mollusca; Bivalvia; Ostreida; Ostreidae
Product: protein Jumonji-like
Exons: 22
Coding region: 202-3834 (1210 amino acids)
Biological process (GO): chromatin remodeling
Cellular component (GO): nucleus
Molecular function (GO): histone demethylase activity; DNA binding
Source: RefSeq, a predicted model, not a curated record
ACUUUGUUGUCAGUUUUUGACUUCACAAAGAGAGGAAAGCGAUGAUGUGCUAUCUGAUUCAUAAUUAAGAUAUUGAUAUUUCUGUGAAUUGACCUUCUUGUUUACAGGUAAAUGCAAAACAAGCGUUGCAUAUCUCAUUAUUCGGAAUGUAUUUCCGUAUUUUUGAAAUUGUAUUUCAGAGUGGCCUAGCUUUGAACUAAUAUGGUGUGCCGGUUGGAAACAGCUGUCCUGGGCGGAUCCAAAAGAACAAUUAUGGUUGGCAGAAGAAGUUGUCCAGGAAACAAAAAGUCAGCCGUGGCUGCAGAGCCAGCCUUGGCAAGUCGACCCAAGAGGAACAUCUCCCCAAAGAGCUAUGAUAUCACAGCUGGAUUAUCUUGGAAAGAGGAACGUGAACUGAAAAAAGCACUGUACGCAUCAUUACAAGAAUCGAAACGAGCUUCAACCCCCAAACCUGAUACAGAAGACGGGGACACAGCAAGUGACACAGGAUUUCGACCAAUCAAAACAAAGCAAUCUGUGGCUAGAAUGACAAGGAGCUCCAGGUCAUCCAGUGUUCCCUCCACACAACUCACUGGUGGUCAGUCUGUAAGCAAUGUGGAUGAAACCAGCCAGGAAUCCACAAUCUCCUCGUCCAACAGCACUUCUACUUCAGACUCCAAAAAGACAAAGGUGCGAGCCCAGCGAAAGUUUGCUAUGAACCAGCCAAAUACUAAUGCUUCCUCCACAGAGACCAGCUCCUCUGCGACUCUGAAAGCCUCGGAGAAGACAUCCUCCUCCACCAUUGUGUUUCCCAAGAGGGCAAAGACGGAGGACUUCUUAACCUUCCUCUGCCUCAGAGGAACACCUCUUUUGCCCCCUCAUUUGGAUUUCUUCAACUACAGUCGCUAUGACAACAGAUGUAGUAAUGGCCGUGACAGUUCCCCCUCAUCCUCAUCUACUAGUAUCAGUAAUGGACCAGAGGAGCAGGCAUUUACACCAGUAAAUAAAUUCACCACCCCCUGUAAGAAGGCAGCCCGGGCCAGUGCUGGGACCCCAGAGACCUGUAGGGGUCUGGCCGGAGUCAAAAGACUGGAUAAAACACCAAAAACUAAGUCACCUCUGGCACGGCGAGGCAGACCUGCACGCUCACUGAUCAUCACUCCUGUCAAAGCUUCACCCUCUAAAGACAACUUGCCAUCAAAAAUCACCAGUCGCAAACUGGGCAAGAAAGGGAUGGGGAAGGACAGAUUAGCAUCCAAAAGGAAGGCGGUGGCCACUCUAACCCACAGGGCUUCACCAGUCAAGUUGAAGAAGUCAGACCCCGAGGAACCAAAUAAAACUGAAAAGCCCUCUAAAUGUGCACUACCAUUGAGCCAAGAAAUAUCCAAGAGAAGACCACUCCGACCGAGAGUAAACAAAAUGAUGACACGGCCCAACGAUUACAUCGCCAUGCGGUUACCACGGAGACAGGCUAAGCAGAAUGCACUGAAAUUUUACAUGGAGGAUCUAGAUGUUGAGGAGCGGUCCAAUUCUGACGAAGAGGUCACUUUCCCACAUAAAAGAAAAUUAAAGAAUUUCAUAUCCGAGAACAAUGCUUUCCCAAUUAAAGAAUCUAGAAUAAGAAAAAUUAAUAAAAAUGCUCAGAAAUCUGUCACACAUGGUAGACAGCUGUUAAGAAAUAGGUUACGGUUUGAUAAGAAUUUAAGUAACCCUGAAAGGAGGACUACAAGAUUUUCCAGUAAGUCUAGUGACUCUAACUCCAACGAGAGCAGUGAUUUAGUCAAGAAAAAUGUAAACCAGGAUAUUGUUAGUACAAAUAUUAAAAAUAAUAAUGAUAAAAAUCCAACAAGUGUCCCUGAACGCCGUCCAACCCGACAACGUGUCACAAGAAUGUCAGAAUCGCAGUCAAACAUCACCGUAGAAUCAUUGCCUGAACAACCAAAGACCAGGAAAAACAGUGUGGGAGGUAUGACCCUUAGACUCAGGGAUCCGGAGAGCCCUGUGAAGUCCUUGCCGCAGUCCCCUCGGCGGUUAGACACCCCCCAGUCCCCACGAGACAUCUCCACCAGUCUUACGGAGAUACCCACCUUCUGUCCCACGGAGGAGGAAUUUCAGCGCCCCCUACAAUAUAUCCAAAGCAUCGCACCUAGAGCUGAGCCAUACGGGAUGUGUAAAAUCAUCCCUCCAUCCAGCUGGAAGAUGGAAGGGAAGAUCAGUGAUGAUGUAAGAUUUACAUCCCAGAAACAGUAUACUCACAAACUGUACCAAAGAUUUGGUCCAAAUGUGGAAAAGUUGGAGUGUAUACGAAAACAUCUGGAGACUUUAAAUCCCAUAGAACAAAUCCAGAUACCAGAGAUAGGAGGUGUCGAGCUUGACAUUUGUGAUCUGGACCGGAUGAUUAAGGAGCUGGGGGGAAUGAGGAACGAGGUAGAGAAGAAGAAAUGGGCUCGGGUGGCAGAUGCCAUUAACAUUCCAAAAAUGGCUCAGGACCGAGGCACAAAGCUGUAUGAUGCAUACUGUAAAUUUCUACUAUCUUAUAACGACUUGUCUACAGAGGAGAAAUCAAAGGUUGAAGGUCAGGUCAAGGCUGAGCGACUGAAGGUCAAAAGAGAGGACCAAGAAGAGGACUGCAUUGUCAAGGGGAAGAACAUGUCCCUGGGGCGAUUUAUUCAAAUGGCUCGAAACUCAGCUUCACAACAUCAGAGGGAGCAGGCCCACUCCACCGAAGAGACAGAGAAACAGUUCUGGGAGAUUGUUAAUAGUAGGACCAGACACAUUGCUGUACAUGCAGGCCAUGUUGACACAAAAACACAGAACUGUACCUUGUUUCCCACCAAGAAAGAAAACCAAUACUCCAAACAUCCCUGGAACCUGAACCUACUCCCACAGCACUCUCUGUCCCUGCUCAGAUACCUGGGACCUGUACCAGGCGUUACAGUACCCACUCUUCAUGUGGGCAUGUUGUACACAGCUUCCUGUUGGUCCACGGACAUCCAUCAUCUUCCCUAUGUCCAGUACCUGCAUGGGGAGACUGAUAUAGUGUGGUAUGCAGUGCCAUCCCAAGAAGAGGCCAAGUUUAAAUCUGUGAUGAAGGAGAUCAUUCCUACUCUAGUCAGCAACUCGCCACGCUGGCUCAAGGAGGACACAGCUAUGGUGCCCCCUGAGAUCCUCCUCCAGAAGGGGAUUCACUUGAGCCGCUGCGUCCAGUCUCCACACCAGUUUGUGGUCGUUUUCCCCCGGUGUUACACAGCCGCGAUCAGCUGCGGAUACACACUUGCAGAAUCUGCACACUUUGCAAUGAAGGAGUGGAUCCAGCUGGGCUUUCAAACAGCUGAGACCCUACAGAUGUGUCAGGAGCCGGAGCUGUUCUCCAUGGAUGAACUCAUCUGUCAGAUCAUGGAAGACACAGCCUCGCCCCCAGACCUACUCAAGCUCAGCAUUCCAGCUUUCGAACAAAUCAUACACAGAGAGUUGUCCCACAGGAAGCUACUAAGUGAACAUGGAGUGACUCAGAGUAAACGAAUGGCCACCCCCACCAACACUCGACUGAGUCAGUCUGCGUCACGCAGGGCCUCUAUUGAUGCAGAGGAGUCCACUACCCGAUGCGAAAUAACCAAGAAAAUCUGCUAUCUCUCUCUGUUACUGAAUACUGCCACAGACCAAACUUACUCUCUAGAGCAAGGAGUUGUACAGGCACAGAAAAAGAAGAAAUUCAGGCUCUGCAUCCUAUACUACAGACACUCUGAGGAGGAACUUAAAAAGACUCUGGAGGAUGCAAAGGCGAGGCUUUCCAAUAUGUCGUCUCCCGAGGCAGCUCCUAUACAGAGGAGGAAGUCGCGGAAAUCUGAGACGUGAGCGCUGAGAAGAUUCACUUUAUAGGAAUCUCUGUUCAUCCAAACCUUGAGCUGGCAACACUCUAUUUGAUUAAUAUGAGCUUCAUGUGUAAAGUCAUACGUUUUGUGUAAAAAUGUACGUGUUUGUAGAUUUCGGAAAUUGAAUAUCAUGCCAGGGUAGGGGGUGGACUACGAUAUAGUAUUGGGAAUACGUGUAUUUAUAUAGAACACCUGUGAAUGUACUGUAUGUCUGGAUAAAAUCCUCCCAGUAUGACGUAUAAUAGAACAAUGACAGUGUUGUUGACUGUUGAUGACAGUGUUGUUGACUGUUCCUGCUUUACACAACUUUAUCUGUUGUCUGCCGUAAUUAAGAUUGCUUGUGAUAUCAGAUAUCCACUUCAAUCUGACGAUCUGCAAUAGGUGUUUUUAAAGAGAGGUAAAGUUUUUAAAAGUCAUUGUGUGUGCAAUGUAUGAAGAGUACAAAUUUUUACUUUGGAAUGAAAUAUGGCAGCAGUCUCAAUGUUUUUAAUACAUUUAUUUUACGGCAUCUAAUCCCAAAAUCUUUUAUAUUUUUAAAUAGUUUUACACUUGAAAAUAAGUAGGCAAAUGCCUAAUACAUGUUCCUUUGUACAUGUUUUUAGAAAUGGAUUUUCCCCCAUGACAUGAUAUCAAAUUUUAUGAUGUAUUUUACUAUAAGUGUACCUACACUAUAAUUAUUGUUUAAUUAUUUUUUAAUUGAUGUGCAAUGUUGUUGUGACUUCUAUGUUGUCAACAAAAUUUAAAUAAAACUUUUUAAAAAUCUUUCAA